AUGUCUGUGGAGGUUGGAUGGAAGAAAUGUCUUUUUUUGGGUUUGGCUGGAAUUUUAAUAGCUUUGAUGCUGGCUUGUCCAUCAAACGGGUUGACUGCAGAUGGAAUAAACCUCUUAGAGUUCAAGAAAAACAUUGUCGAUGAAUUUAACUUUCUUGGGAAUUGGAAUCCAAAUGCUACGACACCCUGUGAAUGGGUAGGCGUGAAUUGCACCUCGGAUUAUGCUCCGGUGGUAUGGUCUCUAGACUUGAGUUCGCGGAAUCUUUCAGGGACUUUGAGCCCUAGUAUUGGCAAUUUGGUCUUUCUAACUUAUCUCAGUGUUUCUCAUAACAAGUUCAGAGGAAGUAUUCCCAAGGAAAUUGGAAAUUGUUCGAAACUAGAAACUCUUUACUUGAAUGAUAACUAUUUUAAUGGCCAAAUUCCUGCUGAAUUGGGUAAUCUUUCUUGUCUGGAAGAUUUCAAUUUGUGCAACAACGAGGUCUCUGGCUCAAUUCCUGAGGAAAUUGGGAAACUUUCUUCCCUUGCUAAUUUUGUGGCAUACACAAACAAUCUUACAGGCCCAUUGCCUCAGUCUCUUGGCAACUUAAGAAACUUGAGAACAUUUCGAGCUGGUCAGAAUGAAAUCUCGGGAAGCUUACCAACAGGGAUUGGUUAUUGUCAAAGCCUGGAAACACUAGGUCUUGCUCAAAAUAGAAUAGAAGGUAAUCUACCUAAAGAACUCGGUAUGCUCAAGAGCUUAAGAGAAGUGAUUCUAUGGGAGAACCAGUUUUCUGGAUUUAUACCAAAGGAACUUGGAAAUUGUACAAAUCUUGAGAUGCUUGCUUUAUACCAGAACAAUCUUGUCGGAGAUAUUCCUGCCGAACUUGGGAUCAUCAUGUCUAUGCAAUGA
Fraxinus pennsylvanica is the source of this 888-nucleotide messenger RNA. The record is from the annotation of a GenBank genome assembly. Lineage: Eukaryota; Viridiplantae; Streptophyta; Magnoliopsida; Lamiales; Oleaceae.